Schistocerca serialis cubense is the source of this 3707-nucleotide messenger RNA. It is a transcript of the gene p47, whose product is annotated as NSFL1 cofactor p47. Gene Ontology annotation, biological process: proteasome-mediated ubiquitin-dependent protein catabolic process; autophagosome assembly; Golgi organization. The coding region runs from base 124 to 1281 and encodes 385 amino acids. NCBI's taxonomy places the organism in Eukaryota, Metazoa, Arthropoda, Insecta, Orthoptera, Acrididae. The transcript has 8 exons. The record is from RefSeq and is a predicted model, not a curated record. Gene Ontology annotation, cellular component: nucleus; cytosol. Gene Ontology annotation, molecular function: ubiquitin binding.
CACAAGGGAUGUUGUUUGAGACUUCCGGCGCAGAAUGACAGUGAAUUAAGUUGUGUGUAUGCGGUUCGUAUUAAAUGUGGAAAGUUUUGUAAUCACUGUGAUUAUUUUGCAAAAACAGAGAAAAUGGCAGAUCACGAUGAAUUAAUCUCACAGUUUUCCGAUGUAACCGGAGUAGAUUCGGAGAGAGCAAGAUUUUACCUGGAAUCGUCGGCGUGGAAACUGGAGGUUGCAUUAGCAAGUUUUUAUGAAAAUGAUGCAGAUGAUAAUCCUAUUGAUGAUGACCCUGUAGAAGUGGCUCCACCACCACCCCCUUUGGCAGCCUCUGCACCAUCUGAAAGCAAAUCAGCAUCUCGUGUCAAAACAAAUUCUCGGUUUGCAACAGUGGCAAGUUUGCAUAAGAAUGACACCAGUUCUGAUGAGGAAGAAGGGCAGGCAUUCUAUGCAGGUGGAUCUGAACAUAGUGGGCAACAAAUUGUUGGUCCUGGAAAGAAGAAAAAAGAUAUUGUGGCAGAAAUGUUUAAAUCGGUUCAAGAGCAUGGAGCAGAAGUUGUGGACCCAAGACAUCCUACACCUGGGCAGAAACAAAAGUUUUCAGGAACUGGAUAUAGAUUAGGACAGACCAGCAGUGACACUCAAGUUGUUGGUGGAGCAUCCCGUUCAUCUCAGAAUCGUCAUACUGAAAUCACAUUAAAGCUCUGGCGUGAAGGCUUCAGCAUUGAUGAUGGCCCAUUGAGAGAAUAUACAAAUCCUGAAAAUCGUGAGUUCUUGGAAUCUGUGCGCAGAGGAGAGAUUCCUCAAGAGUUGCUACGUGAAGCUAAUGGCUCUGAAGUCCACUUAAACAUGGAGGACCAUCACCAUGAAGAUUUUGUUACUUCAAAGCCAAAAGUCCGGGCUUUCUCAGGAAAGGGCCAUUUGUUAGGCAGCAAUACUGCCGGUGAUUGCAGUCCAUCUCCUGCAACUAUCGGAAUAACAAAACCAAUGGAUGAGAAGGACCGGGAAGCAAAUGAAGAACAGGCAAAAGCAGUUAUUGCUGUAGAUCAGUCUCUGCCGACUACUACAGUUCAGAUAAGGCUGGCAGAUGGAUCACGACUUGUUGGGCAGUUCAACCACUCUCACACAAUUGGUGAUGUGCGGAGAUAUAUCAUCACAGCUCGUCCUCAGUAUGAGCAUCAAGUUUUUUCUCUCCUGACAACGUUUCCUAGUAAGCAGUUGGAUGACAAUGCAGUCACACUCAAGCAAGCAGGAAUACUGAAUGCAGCCAUACUCCAAAGGUUAACAUAAGCUGAUGACAAGAAAGCAACUGUUUCAAAUGUGAUAGCAGAGAAAAGUGACUCUUGUAUGAUUGCAGUGUGUUCUGUUUCUGCUAUUUUUGUGUUACAAAACUGAUGUAACAUAAUUUUGUGUGAAGCUGCCUGUGAUUCAUUUUAUGUCACAAAAGUAUAUAAAAAUUAAUAAAAUGUUAUGACAAUACUCAUAAAAUAAGGAAAUUAACUGGAGAAUCCUCAGCCCAACAUUUGAAAACUCAGUUGAAAAAAGAUAAAUACAAAUUUCUUAAAAAACUAGUUGAAUCAGAUUACAGAACAAUUAACUGGUGUGAAAAAUGUCUUACCACAUUACUUAGAAUAUGCAAUUCUACAUAGUUCAUAGUUGUUGUUCUUGUUCUUUUACAUUACUCACUGGAGUGAUUUGUCUGAUGUGAAAAGUAAUUUUGGUGGAUGAUGCUCUUCAGUUUCAUUGAUGAAGCAGCACGUCCCAUUAAACUGUUGACUGCUGGAAACUGGAAUGCAGUGAUAAACUUACACCAAACUUAUGUUAAGUAAGUUGGGUUAUUACAUUGCUUCAGACCUGUCUAUAAGACAAUCAUACAAAAAAAAAAAAAAACUUCAAGGCAAUUUAUCUGCUUCCGUAUGAUAUAGUAAAAGAAUGUUAUAUCAAAUAUGCUGAAUUACAAUUACAGUCAGCUCAUCAAAAAAUAUUUGUAUGUUUAUUAAUAAACUUCUGUGACCUUUUCGUUUAUCUGUGCUGUAAGCAAGAGAGAAGGUAAUGUGUCUUCUUAUUGCUUAUAAAUAAACUGCUUUUAUGUCACAGUAAUUUGUUCUAUACAGGUGCAAAUAUUCAUGACAUCUUGGAUCAAAUCACUUUUGAGUAAAGUUUUGUAGUUUGGUUUCUUUGUGCCCCAUAGAUUAGUAAUAUCCUUACAUUUACUCAUAACUGUUGUAGUGCUCAUACCCUGGUUUUAACAACUUACUUCUACACAUUUUGUUAUUUUCUGUGUAAACUGAAAGUAUCAAAAAUUUCACUGGGUACAAGAUGAAAAUCCACAAAAGCAAAACAAGGAUAAUGGAAUGUAUUCAAAUUAAUAAGGUGAUGUUGGGGGAACUACUCUAUGGAGUGAGACACUGAAGGUACCUGAGUUUUUCUGUUUGGACAGCAAAAUAACUGACAAUGACAGAAGUAAUGAGAAUAAAUAGUAAGAAAAGAAUUACUGAAAGAGAGAAAAUUGUUAGCAGAAUGCAAAUGGAACUCUCUUCGAAAGGUAUUUGGAGUAUAGCCUUAUAUGAAAGUGAAACAUCAAUGUCAAUGGGCAGAUUGAAUAGCUAAUGAGAUGGUAGAAAAUCCAAUUGGAAAAAGAAAUUUCUGGCCAAAUUGACUAAAAGGAGGACUGUCGAUAGGAUGCACUGCGAGGCAAUGUCAGUUUGGUAACGAAAAGAACUGGAUGGACUAAGGGGGAAGGGGUUGAGAUUGCAGAGGGAGAUCUUGACUACAGUAAGGAUGUAGGUUGCAGUAGCUGUGCAGAGAUGAAGAGGCUUGCACAGAAUGGGCUAGCUUGUGGAACUGUGUCAAAUGAGUCUUUGGACUAAAGACAGCAAUAACACUCGUGUACUGUUUGUGCAAUGUUACAACAUUUAGUAAUAGAUUUGGUCAUGACAUGGUGCAGUAUCAUACAUCAAGCAUUGCACAGUGUGACAUUCAGUAUAAGUUCUACAUACUCAUCCUGAAAAUUUAGUAGUGAAAAACACCCACAUCCCUGGUGCCAGUGCUGGUUAGCAGUGUAUUCGCCCCUUUUAUUCCCUAAAUGAUUCUUGUGGAACUGGCAGAUUGAAAUUACCACAGAAAUUCUGAAUCUCAUUUUAGUUUCUGCAAUAGUUCACUGUUGUUUUCUCUCCCACAACAACUAUCCCUGGAUUUACGUUAGGACUGAAGAAUAGAUACUGCAUGCGUGUGUUGAAUUGUGGUAUGGUUGCAUCUUUUUGGACACUGCCAUCUCACCACAGGAACUGGAAGCAUGUAAGUCUGAACAUGUUCAGUGGUUUCCAGGUGAACAAAGAUGGCAAGGAAGAGCCAACACCACUGCUGAAGUGUGGUUCUUGCCCUCUUAACAUGAUAAAAUCUCUAGCACAAAAUGGAAUGGUGACGUUUGAUGAAACAAUUAUUGAGAAUGCUCCUCUACUGAGGAACACACAGUUGCUUGUGUUGAAUAAAUAACUUACCAGUGUGUUAACUGAUAGCAGAUUAAGAUGCAUGUAAAUUUAAGGUGGGCUGUAAGGAUGAGGGCACAGUGCUGGUGACUACACACACUCCACCACUAUAAGCCUAUCACUGGUUUCUACUUACUUUUAAGAAACUGCAGCACAGUGCACAUAGGUGUUCCAAAAAUGAAUUCAUUUGAGUUCCGCAUAAUUGUAGGAAAUAAAUAUCAAGAUCGA